Messenger RNA from Lepus europaeus (European hare), 3562 nucleotides. RefSeq names its product oxysterol binding protein like 5 (gene OSBPL5). The record is from RefSeq and is a predicted model, not a curated record. Gene Ontology annotation, molecular function: sterol binding. NCBI's taxonomy places the organism in Eukaryota, Metazoa, Chordata, Mammalia, Lagomorpha, Leporidae. Gene Ontology annotation, cellular component: membrane; intracellular membrane-bounded organelle; cytosol. Gene Ontology annotation, biological process: phospholipid transport. The coding region runs from base 22 to 2637 and encodes 871 amino acids. The transcript has 21 exons.
AAGCCCGCCGGCGGCCACGCCAUGAAGGAGGAGACCUUGCUCAGGUGUCGCUUCGCGCUGUGCCCGCCGGCCUCCGCCCCGCCGAAGGCAGACCUGCGGAAGCUCAGCCGGAACCUGCUCCUGGGCACCGACAGCGAGCUCUGCCCUCUGGGCCCAGGGAAGACCACGGAGCCCAACGGUCCAUCGCUGCCGAGGGACGAGGGGCCCCCGACCCCAGGCUCUGCCACCAGGGUGCCACCGGCAGAGUACAGGCUGUGCAAUGGGUCCCCCAAGGAGUGUGUGUCCCCGACAGCCAGGGUCACCAAGAAGGAGACCCUGAAGGCGCAGAAGGAGAGCUACCGGCAGGAGAAGAAGCGAGCCACGAGACAGCUGCUGAGCGCGCUGACCGACCCCAGCGUGGUCAUCAUGGCCGACAGCCUGAAGAUCCGCGGGACCCUGAAGAGCUGGACGAAGCUGUGGUGCGUGCUGAAGCCGGGCGCGCUGCUCCUCUACAAGAAGCCGCAGGUGGGCCAGUGGGUGGGCACCGUGCUGCUGCACUGCUGCCAGCUCAUGGAGCGGCCCUCCAAGAAGGACGGCUUCUGCUUCAAGCUCUUCCACCCGCUCGACCAGUCCGUGUGGGCCGUGAAGGGCCCCAAGGGCGAGAGCGUGGGCUCCAUCACCCAGCCCCUCCCCAGCAGUUACCUGAUCUUCAGAGCCGCCUCGGAGUCAGACGGCCGCUGCUGGCUGGACGCCCUGGAGCUGGCCCUGCGCUGCUGUAGCCUCCUGCGCCUGGGCGCCUGCAGGCAGGGCCGUGAUGGGGAGCCAGGGUCCUCGCCCGACGCCUCGCCUGCCUCGGCCGCCGUCCACCCCGACCGGCACCUGUUCCCACUGAACGGGGCCGCCUUGGAGACCCGCCUGGAGAGUGACGCUUUGUCAGACAAGUGGGAGAGAGAGGACGGUGAGGAGUCAGACGCCGACGCCCAGGACCAGAGCCGCAGGACCAACGGGAGCGGGAGCGACCAGUCAGAGCCCCCGGGGGGCCCGGUGCUCCGAGGGACCACCUACCUGGAGCAGGUCCAUGAGGAGCUUGGCGAGCUGGGCGCGGCGUCGCAGGUGGAGGCGGUGUCGCAGGAGAGCCGGGGCCUGCUGUGGCUGCUGCUGCGGCAGCUGCGGCCCGGCGUGGACCUGGCCCGCGUCGCGCUGCCCACCGGCGUGCUGGAGCCGCGCUCCUUCCUCAGCAAGCUCUCGGACCACUACUACCACGCCGACCUGCUGUCCAGGGCCGUGCUGGAGGACGACGCCUACGGCCGCAUGAGGCUGGUGCUGCAGUGGUACCUGUCCGGCUUCUACAAAAAGCCCAAGGGAAUCAAGAAGCCGUACAACCCCGUGCUAGGGGAGACCUUCCGCUGCUGCUGGUUCCACCCCGAGACCGAGAGCCACACCUUCUACCUGGCAGAGCAGGUGUCACACCGCCCCCCGGUGUCCGCAUUCCACGUGAGCAACCGCAAGGACGGAUUCUGCCUCAGCGGCAGCGUCACAGCUCGGUCCCGGUUCUACGGCAACUCCGUGUCGGCUCUGCUGGAUGGCAAGGCCACGCUCACCUUCCCGAGCCGGGCGGAGGACUACACCCUCACCAUGCCCUACGCCCACUGCAAAGGAAUCCUGUAUGGCACCAUGACCAUGGAGCUGGGCGGGAGAGUGACCAUCAGGUGUGAGAAGAACAGCUUGCAGGCCGAGCUGGAGUUCAAGCUCAAGCCGUUCUUCGGGGGUAGCGCCAGCAUCAACCAGAUCUCGGGGACGAUCACGCGUGGGACGGAAGUCCUGGCGACGCUCAGCGGACACUGGGACCAGGACGUGUUCAUCCAGGAGGCAGGGAGCGGCAGCACCAAGCUGUUCUGGUCCCCGCUUGGGGAGUUCCGCGGGCGGCGGCUAAAGCUGCGCACGGUGCCGCUGGAGGAGCAGACGGAGCUGGAGUCCGAGCGGCUGUGGCAGCACGUCACCAGGGCCAUCCGCGAGGGCGACCAGCUCAGGGCCACGCAGGAGAAGUCGGCGCUGGAGGAGGCGCAGCGGCAGCGCAGCCGCGAGCGCCAGCAAAGCCUCACAGCCUGGCUGCCCCAGCUCUUCCAGCAGGACCCGGUCACCCAGGAGUGGCGCUACCGGCACGAGGACCGCAGGCCCUGGGACCCCACCAAGGACAUAGCCCAGUACGAGCAAGACGGGAUCCUGCACACCCUGCAGCGUGAGACCCUGGCCCGUGAGACCCCCUUCCUGGGCAGCCCCGGGCCCGGGCACCAGAGGCCGGGCCCCGAGCGGCGUCUCCGCAAAGCCAGCGACCAGCCGUCUGGCCACAGCCAGGUCACGGAGAGCAGCGGCUCCACGCCUGAGUCGUGCCCUGAGCUCUCGGACGAGGACGGGGACGAGGACGGGGACCUGGCGCCCGGCAGCAAGAGCCCAUGUCCCAGGUGCAGGAGGGCGGCGCAGCAGCUGCAGGCCCUGCACGAGGCCGUGCUGUCCAUCCGGGGAGCCCAGCAGGAGCUGCACAGGCACCUGUCGGCCUUGCUGAGCUCCGCGGCGCAGCCCAGGCAGAGCCGCCGCUCCUGGCUCCUGCUCUGCGUGUUCCUGGCGUGUCAGCUGCUGGUGAACUACGUUCUCAAGUGAGCUCUGGGGCCAGCGUGGCCUCACGCGGGCCGACCCCGAGCCUCGCUGCCCGGCACACGGCAGCCACCGAGUCGCCGGAGCCGUGUGCAGGGACACAGCCGGCGGCUCCCGCGAGCCCCGCCCGGCGCCGGCCUUAACGCUCGAGCCAAAUGCAGCUUCCAUUGUGGGCACGCCCUGGCCAUCUCGCUUGCUCAUUCCUGGUCCGGCCUCCACGUGCCGCAAGGGACCAGUGGAUUGGGGGCUGGGGGCGCUUGCCAGGCCUCGGACGGCCACACCCCAGCAGCAGUGAGGGGAAAGCUUUGGGGCGCAGGCUGGGAGCCCCUAAGACUGGCACGGCCCUGUGUCAUCAGGGUCGCCCUGGAGGGGCCUCAGGUGGAUUCCAGGGGCCACGGCGAUGUGCCAGGGCCAGAGUCGUUGUGGUGCUGCUUGGACGUGAGCCCGGCGAGGUGGGCACUGGAAGCCCCAGGCCCCGGCCUGCCUGCCCGGCGAGGUGGGCACCGGAAGCCCCAGGCCCCGGCCUGCCUGCCCGGCGAGGUGGGCACCGGAAGCCCCAGACCCCGGCCUGCCUGCCCGGCGAGGUGGGCACGGGAGCGUGCCCGGGGAGCGGCUUCGCGGGCCCCAGCGCCCCCCCUCCAGGCCGGGGGACCCACGCUUGGCACUGUGCCCAGGCCAAGGCCGCCUCGCAUUUUCCACUUUUUUGAACACUGCAAUACUUCAGCCAGGCUGCGGCCCCAGGCCCCGCACCAGUGCCGCUCCGUGUGGGCGUCCACACGGACGUAUCCACACAGAGCCUUAAACGCCGCCGUGGUGGCGCCCUCUCCGUGGAACUCACCGGCCCACUCUGCGGUUUUGCACCCACGUUUCUGUCUCUCUCCUCCCCAGUUCCCGCACUGUCUGUACUCCGUGCCUGGAAAUAAACAGACAC